AGUGGUAGAGGCAGUGUGAUGUUAGAGGUACAGUCUGUGCCUUUGCUUUAGAUUCACAGUGACAGUGGCGGAGGAUGAUGAUGUAACAUGAACUCAGAUCAACAGAGGAUUUUUACAUUGAACUGGUGGAGCUAGCAUCUUUAGCUUCCGGUUCUCUAAGUUAGCCUAUAGCUGCUACACCACAGCCUCAGAAACGUGCUCACUAACAUUUACUGAGUCCCAGCAGAUCAACGAGCUGAUGACGUCACAAACAACGUGGAUUACAAACCGGUGGAGAACCUGCGGCGCAGUUCUGUCACUUACUUGGAUGGAGGACGCGGAACAGCGAAUACUUCACCUUCAAAAUGAACGAGGAAGUCAAAAGCACGUGUCCGCCUUUUAUACAAUCCAACGUGCUGCCAGCGGCAGCGGAGCCUUCUGGGAAAUGUAGUACUUUGUCCUCAACGGCCAAUAGAAAGAAAGAAAUAUGCAUGAGAUGAGGUGUAAGCCGAGGUCCCGACCACGUGCCACCUCCUCUUCACGGCUGAUAAAAGCUUCCAGCAGUCUCUAGACACGCAGAUGGGUUUUUAUUUGACUGGUGUUUACUAUGCGUACAUAUAAUAAUUAUCCCCCAUGUUCUGUUUAUUCCAAUAAGCCUUGUCCCUUUAUGGAAAUGCAAAAAUGUCAUUGCCAUCAAACAAAACAGUGCUCCGGAAAAGCUGAGCAUAUAUUUAGGUCACAUUACGUCAAUGGAUUACAAACACCAGCGUUUUUUUAAUCCAAGCAAAAUACAACAACUCAAGCAUUCCUGUUAUCUUACUGGACAGCAAUUGUCAGACUAAACCCUGUUAUUGUUAUUUGACUGAGUGACAAAUAUCAACCCUCUAAUAAGGGGAGCUGAAGGGUAACACAGGCUCCGAGCUCAUUUCUGUCCUGUUUCUGCAAAAUAACUGAGAAACAUUUUAUUUCUCUGAGCAGCGUUAUGUUCUGCAGCAUUUUAAACACUGAGAUAAUCAUGUUGUCUUCAACCUCUUGUGCUUCAUAUGUGUAAUGAUAGAAGCCAAGAUCCAAAGUCAACUUUAAUGUUAAUUCUGUACAGGACAGAGGAGGGAUUUAAAUGAUGUUUCCCUCUGAUCCCUCGGUUAAACAUAUUAGCAUGCAAUAUAUUAAGUACUCAAAACAUAAUACACAGUACAACAUAGUAUGAAGUCAUAAGGCACACAGUGGAAAGGAUCAGAAUAGUACAAACUGGAUUAGAGAAUGCAAAAAAACGUAGGAAGUAAUGUAAUGUACAUCCACAGAAUGUAGUAAAUAGCAGUUAAAAAGGUAGUAAAUCACAAUUAAGCAAGUGUGACAUUAUAUCACCCAAAAAUAUAAUGCUUAGGAAGGAUGGUUUCUUGUUGUGCCUUUUCACCGAAUAAUUGCAGUGUCCUGAACGCCCCACUCAACUUAAUUUCAAUCUCUAUAAAGACAUUUUGCAUGGGAGUAUGUGGAGUCUGUAUACAAGGGACAAGACUACGUCAGAAGCCCCCAAAAUAUUGGCUAAUAUUCACCUGCAUUAAGACUGAUUUGGUAGAAAUGUUGGUUUAACCCACUCAUCCCACUUUCUCUCAAACAGAUCCACUUUCCAGAACAAGAUUAUUAUGUUAAUUGAAAACUGUAAUUUGGAUUUGAAGCUCACCUAAUAGAAAAAAGUACAAUAGAUAUGAUAUUCCCAUACACGGUCACAAGGGGUUGUUGCCUGUUUCAGAGCGAACGUCAGUCGAGCUAACCCUUUCAAAUAACACUUCACGUAUCUGUCCAACUCUUUACCAAUACAAAUCCCUCUUGGUCAGUUGAUAAAAGUUUGCUGUUUCCUGUACCUCUCUUCUGAUGUCCUAUGAUACUCUGAGCAUCUAGGAGUCAUCUCCUAAAUUCUCCCUCUCACUAUCAGACAUCUCACCUCAUGCACUAAGCUGCCAGCAUUUCCCCUCACCCACUGGCCUGAGCCCUCAGUUAAUUCCACCAUGAUGCUACAUCCUGUAACAUCAUUUUGUGGUUCAAACUUUGCCUGCCUCAAAAUCCCGCCAACCCUCCCUGGAGAAGUGAAAAGAUCAAACACAGACAUGUUUUUGCUUCUGCUGUGCAAACAAAGAGCACGGUGGCUGGCUCCGAGCUGCGAGCAUCACCAGCAUCACCAGCAUCAGGUAACACAGUGGAGUGUUUAAUUACAUCCCCGGGAGAGACGGCUCAGAACGAACUGGUCCUCCGCACAUGCUGGCAGAUGCCGAGCUCACAUGGCUAUAAUUGUGAUCCCCUCAACACACACACAGGCACACACACACACACACACGCUCACACGUCAUUGUCUUCAGUAUUGAUGUGUGCUGGACCUUACCCUCUUGACAUGGCUUGAUUUAUGUGGGGAUGAGACACAGACACUGAAUAGUUGAUGAGCUGGGAGAAAAAGAAAAGAAGUGUAGGGGUUGGGAGGGGGCAGAAAUAGAGAGAGGCUGACGGAGAGGGAGGGAGGGAGCGAGGGAAGCAGCUCAAAGGAGGGUGUCCGCUCGUCUCGCUCCACACAGCUUCUAUAAGCCCUGAGGUUCAGAGCGUUGGUGGAAAAUUACCUCGUGAACAAGAGGGGAGGUCAGAGCUGGUAGAGUCAGACUCCACUCGUCGUGGGAGGAAGACGCAGCUGCCGCAUAAGGGAGGAUGGAGUGUGCGAUGGGCUGAUCAGAGGUGGACCAAGGUCGGGCCAUGGAGAAACUAAAAGGUCCCACAGAGGGAUGCGGUAUCCACAGGACCUGUGGAUGGAGAGCCCUGCUCCUCCCGCAGCUGAACAGACAGUCGCUGUACUUGUACGGCAGCGAGGUGGCCGUGGAGAAGGAAUGCCUGCGACAGCUGGAGAGCGGGGUCUUUGUCAUUCACCCUUUCAGCCUCAUGAGGAGUUACUACAUCAUGUGCAUGAUGGCCAUCACGUUUCUGAACCUGAUCGGGAUUCCCAUGGAGAUAGCUUUUCUGGACGGGACCAGCGGGCUGGCAUGGGAAGGAUUUAACGUGUUUUCAGACACGCUGUUCCUGAUAGACGUGGCUCUGAAUUUCCGCAUGGGCAUCAUAGCAGAGGACAGCGAGGAAGCUAUUCUGGAUAUCAAGCGGAUCCGGCUCAGUUACCUGAGGACAUGGUUCAUACCGGACGUCAUAGCUGCCUUCCCGAUCGGCUACAUUCUGCUGUUUGCGGACUUGCAUUACAACAGUGAUGACAACCCGUCCAAGACCAACAAGAUGAUGAGGAUCCUGAUGUUUGUUCGGAUCCUCAGCUUGAUCCGACUCGCUCGAGUGUCCCGACUCGUCAGGUUCUUCAACGAAGUGGAGAAAGUGUCAAAUGCAAACCUGGAGGUGGUCCGCCUGUUCUUCCGAAUCCUGUCUUUAUUCAUGAUGAUUUUCCUGCUGUGUCACUGGAACGGCUGCAUCCAGUACUUUGUUCCCAUGCUGGAGGAGUUCCCCUCUGAUUGCUGGGUCCGCAAAGAAAACCUGAUGAAUGCCACAGUGAUCGUGAAAUACUCAUGGGGAGUUUUUCGAGCUCUCUCACAGAUGAUUGCUCUCUCCUACGGCUCCAUGGACGCUCCAACAAAUUAUGUUGAAAUGUGGAUCGUCAUGGUCAGCAUGGUGUCCGGCUGUCUGAUGUACACCGUCCUCGUGGCCAACGCCACCGCCAUGAUCGCCAACACCGACCCUGCAGCCAAGGAGUACAAGAUCAAGAUGAGUCGUUUGGAGCACUACAUGUCCUUUAUGAAGCUCCCGCCUGAACUGCAACUCCGCAUCAGCAACUACUACCAGGCUCGCUAUGGGGGGAAAUGGUUUGACCAGAAGGACGUGAUGGCCACAGUGUCUUCUGCACUCAAAGAGCAAAUCCUGACAGUGAUGUGCAGCCGGCUGCUGAGAAAAGCUCCAAUGUUUCAGAACAGUGAUGAAAACUUCAUCAGUGCCCUCCUCCCCAAACUGGAGUACGAGGUCUUCCAGGAGGGAGACGUCAUCGUCCGAGAGAAUGUCCCAGGCGACAGGAUGUUCUUCAUCGACCACGGCCAGGUCCUCAUGGAGAGCGAGUCCUACGACAGGGAACUAUCUGAUGGAGACUUUUUUGGAGAGACAUGCAUGCUGACCAAAGGCCAACAUCUGGCCACAAUGAAGGCGCUGACCGACUGCCAGUGCUUCACUCUGUCCUUUGACGACUUUCGGGAGGCGCUGCAGGGCUUCCCAGAUGUCAAGCAGGACUUGGAAAAAAUGGUUGAGCUCAACUCUGAUGCAGGAGUCGUGUAAGAACAAAAAAAAUGAUUCCAUAUUUGGACAUGACUUGGACAUUUACUUACGGAGGAGAUGGACAGUCCUCGAGCCUCGACUCGUACUGGGAAUGAGUCAGACCUCAACAGUUAAGACGGGUCAAACAUAUAAUCUCUCCUUUCUUGUUGCUAUCUAACAUCAACGUUUGGAAAGUCAAUAUAUAUCCUAGUGACAAAACAAGAAAGAUUCAGACUUUUUGUCUUUAUAUGACUUGGGGUUGGCUUUUGAUGUUUUGACCAUGAUCCCUAUCAAUAACAUUGGACUCACCAAGUUAACCUCUAAGAUCUGGGAUCACAUAGAUUUGAACAAGAGACACAAGCUGUCAGAUGAUCAUAGGUUGUAUAUGAAUCCAUUAACUUCUUACCCAGUUGUUCAAAGAUCGAUCACUGCUCAACAAAACACAGGUUUAACUUAAAUCUGUAGUUUUGCUUUCAAGUAGUCAUUUAGAUCAUUUGGUCUCUUGUGUGUCUUCCCGCUGGACUUAUCACCCUGUUAAUGGACGACUGUACAGUAUUAGAUUAGACCCAAGUUGCAAACUGGAAAUUUGCUAUAAAGGAAGGUUAUAUCUAAACAGAUUCUUGUGAAUAUGAAGAAUCUGUAGGCGAGGGACAAGAUUUUGGGCCCGGAAGCCUUCUGGUGUCUUUUUCUGGUUUGAGCAAUCACAUUUGAGCGGGUAAACCGUCAGAGUGGAGAGCAACAGAGGCCGAACACAUUGACUGAAAUGCUUUUUAAUUUUUAUUUAUUCAUAUACAGAUAGAUGUUGAUAUAGAGUUGAACCAGAAUGUCAUCUGGACCUAAAACACUUACAAAACGUAUCGCUGUUAGUGUUUUGUGUGGAGAAACAUUCGACUUCUGUGAUUUUAAAAACUAGUCGGACUCUUGGAUAUCCAGGAGCCCAAUAAUGUUGGCCAUUGCCCCUAGAAGCUAAUUAACGACAGCCAAUGGAUCAGUGAUUGAAAGAGGGUAAAAACUCAUGUAUGUCAUCGUUUCUUUUCUCUAAAAUGACAUUUAUUUGUAGCAACAUUACUCAAGAUGAAUUAAUGUCAGUGUGAAAGCAACAAAAAUAAAGCAUAUACUUUAAUAUGA
Molecule: messenger RNA, 5382 nt
Organism: Pleuronectes platessa (European plaice)
Lineage: Eukaryota; Metazoa; Chordata; Actinopteri; Pleuronectiformes; Pleuronectidae
Gene: hcn5
Product: hyperpolarization activated cyclic nucleotide-gated potassium channel 5
Exons: 11
Coding region: 2716-4275 (519 amino acids)
Biological process (GO): monoatomic ion transport; transmembrane transport
Cellular component (GO): membrane
Molecular function (GO): monoatomic ion channel activity
Source: RefSeq, a predicted model, not a curated record